UAUAUAAAAAAGGUAUAUAAAGUCCUCCGAAGAUUAAAGGAUAUAGGCCUUAACCUAGACCUUAAGAAAUAUAUAUUCGUAAUAAAGGAAGUUAAAUAUCUAGGGUAUAUUAUAGAGGUAAAGGUCUAUAUCUCUCCUAACCCUGAGAAGAUUAAGGCGAUCUAUAAGUAG
Molecule: messenger RNA, 171 nt
Organism: Thermothielavioides terrestris NRRL 8126
Lineage: Eukaryota; Fungi; Ascomycota; Sordariomycetes; Sordariales; Chaetomiaceae
Exons: 1
Source: RefSeq, a predicted model, not a curated record